AUGGUGAAAUGGGCAACACUUCUCUUCGGAGCUCGCGAGAGGGACUCACCACAUCACCAUGGCGAGACACGGAGAUUACUUCCCGCGCACAGCUCUGACCUCCCGCCAUCUGCCUUUCCCGCCAAAGAAGUCACCAAAGUUGCGCUCCGAUUGAAGUAUCAGAUCGAGGAAGUCAUCCCCAUCGAGCUCCCUGAAGAGAAAGUCAUAGCCGCCAACAGCUCUGUGAUAACCCAGAAGGUGGUACAAACCGCCAAGGAAGCGGGCGGUACUGACUAUGCGGCAUGUGUGGUAUAUUGUCUACUCGUGUGCAAGAGAUGGUUCACCAGACAAGCCAAUCUGGAGCUUUGGGAUGCAGACUUGCACCACGUUCGUGCAAAGGCCUGUGAAAUGAUCGCCAAACGCAUCAUCGAGGCCGAGGAUGACCAAGAGUAUCUGAUGCAAGACAUCCUCCUCAAGCGAUACUCCGUCCUCCGUAAAGACGAAGAGACGGUCCCGCAAAAUGUCAUUGAGAGAGCCGUCGACCUCCACUGCCUGAUCGUCAUUGGAUCCUCUGGCUACCAGAAGUGCGUCAAGUACCUUUGGAGAGGUUGGAUUCACCAGGACGACAAGGACCCCGGCAGGUUCGUCUUUUACAAGGACCGGGACAACACCAAUUACUGGGUCCAUCUGAACCCCGACCGCAUGCGCACGCCCUUGUACCAGAACGCCCUGCAAAUCUCGAUAUCCAUUCUCUAUCUAGCCCUGUAUACCGGUGCAGUCAACACCGUGAACGAAGACGGCGACCUGGACGUCGUCGAAGGCAUCCUCUAUGUCAUGACGUUGGGCUUCAUCUGCGAUGAAGUUGGUAAAUUCUGGAAAGUCGGCAUCUGGUAUUUCGGCUUUUGGAAUGCCUUCAACAAUUGCCUCUAUGCCCUGCUUACUGCCUCCUUUAUAAUCCGCAUGAUCGCGCUCGGCCAUUCCCCAGACGAGAAUGACGACAAGCGUCGCCAACUCAACCGAUUGGGCUAUCACAUAUUCUGUGUUGCCGCGCCCAUGUUCUGGGGCCGCCUCCUCCUGUACCUGGACACGUUCCGCUUCUUUGGUGCCAUGCUGGUCGUCCUGAAAGUCAUGAUGCGCGAAUCGAUCAUCUUCUUCGCGCUCCUCCUGGUUGUUUGCGUAGGCUUUCUUCAGGCUUUCAUCGGUCUCAACCAAGUCGAGGGAAACGCCAGCAUCACCAGCUUCAUCAUCACCGCCAUGGCCAACUCCGUCAUGCAAUCACCCGAUUUCGAGGGCUUUGACAACUAUGCUCAUCCCUUCGGCCUCAUACUAUAUUAUAUAUUCACAUUUGUCGUCAUGGUGAUCCUGCUCAAUAUCCUGAUCGCAUUAUACAACAGUGCGUAUGAAGAUAUCACGCAGAACGCGAUCGAUGAGUACAUGGCCAUGUUUGCGCAAAAGACAUUACAAUUCGUCCGUGCCCCAGAUGAAAAUGUCUUCAUCGCGCCUUUCAACCUAAUUGAGUUGUUCUUUCUGAUAAUUCCGUUUGAAUGGUGGAUGGACCCAUAUCGCUAUGAACGAUUGAAUAACUAUGUCAUGGGCGUCAUCUAUUCGCCCCUUUUAUUGAUCACGGCUGGUCUGGAGGCUGUGGAUGCCCGCAGCGUGCGAAGCAAUAGGAGCCGAGGAGAGGAGGAUGACGACACGGUUGAAGAAUGGGAAGAACUUGCGGGUGAAUUGAAUUUUGAAUCCGAAGGAUGGGACAAAAAGGUUCAGUCCUCAAGACCCGUGGUCGAGGUCGAUGCCGAUGUCGUCGAGAUAAGACAGCUGAAGGAGCAGGUUGAUGAAUUGCAACGGAUGGUAAGGGCGUUGAGUCCUGAAGCUGACGGCGAGGGCAGUCACUGA
Messenger RNA from Cladophialophora psammophila CBS 110553, 1875 nucleotides. RefSeq lists its product as uncharacterized. The record is from RefSeq and is a predicted model, not a curated record. NCBI's taxonomy places the organism in Eukaryota, Fungi, Ascomycota, Eurotiomycetes, Chaetothyriales, Herpotrichiellaceae. Bases 1 to 1875 code for a protein of 624 amino acids. The transcript has 2 exons.